GAUACACAAACGUAGUAGCAAAAUAAUGUAUAAUCAUAUUAGUGUGUGCGUGCGAAUUAAGAUCAUAAGCAAUUUCUUGUAAUUAUUUAAAUGAGAAAAAUCAAGAAUUACAUGCUUUUAAAUAUGAGAAUGUAUAAGCGAGUAUGCGUGCGUGUAACCGAUUUGCUUAUUCACUAAAACGCAUUGUUUAAUGAUAUAUAUGUGUGUGCGAUACUUACAGAUUCCUGUGGCCAUUACAUAUAUAUAUAUGUGACAAAUUUUCGCUUCGCGGUUUCGUAGUGUAAAAAAACAUUGCAAAACUACGUCAAGUCAAUUAGGGUCGCGCGUUAUGCUAUUGCUGCGGUCAAAUGCGAUCAUUUCAAUAAAUGUCAAUAAAUAAGAAGAUCAAAAAUAUAUUUAAGAAAAUUAAUGUGAAGAAUUUUUAAAGUUGAAAAUCAAUUGUAUCGAAAUCAAUGAUAUAUGAUGAUGGCUGGCAUCGUAAUAAUCUUUUAAUUGAACACUAAACAUAUAUUUCUAGUUUUUAAAGCAAUGAAGUUUUUUAUUUAAUUUUCGUUGUUGUUGCUGCUGCUGCUGCUGCCGUUGCUGUUUGUUUUUAUUGUGAUAAAAAUAUCUUUAAAAUUGUGUAUGAGAAAAGUAAAAAAAAAAAAAAGAAAAUACAUGAAAGACGCGCGAACAGACGGCAGAAAAUCGAAAUGUCUGCUCAGUCACAAGUUCAAUGUCUGCUAGUUGGCAGCACUAUUAUCAGUUUACUAACACUAGCAAACACCUUCUGCUAUGCUCCACAGCCACAAAUUGUCAUAAGAGCACCCCAACUAAAAUUUUUCAAACCACAAAUGCGAAGCUCCUAUUUUGGAUAUAAUAUCGUUAUGCGACCAACGAGCAUUAUUGUUGGCGCUCCUCGUGCCCAAUCAACCUUGCCGUUACAACGGUAUAUUAAUGAAACUGGUGCCAUAUACAGAUGUUAUUUAUCUGAUCACACAUGCAGUCCGUACGUGUUCGAUGAUCAAGGCAAUCGUAAUAUUGAAUACAGUGAAUACACAUACGAUUCCGAGAAGCGCGACUUUCAAUGGUUAGGUGCAGCCAUGGAUGGCGGCGUGAAAGACACCGAUAAAUUGUUAGUUUGUGCUCCCAGAUUUGUAGCACCCGCUCCCAAUGAUUAUCUUAUGCAUGGCCUAUGUUAUUGGAUCAAUGACACAUUAACCGAUAGUCCGACGAACGUUCGUAAAAUAUCGCCCUUACGCUUAAAACAGGAUCAAAUUAAAGAAGAGAAAGGGCAACGAGUAUAUUAUUAUAUGUUGGCUGAACAAGGUCUAAGUGCUCAUAUAACACCUAACAAUGAAGAAUUCUUAAUUGGUGCGCCCGGUAUUCAUACGUGGAAAGGCUCCGUAAUACGUUACCGUAAGCGAACCGUCAAUGAUGAUCCAUCAUUAAGUCGCCGCGAUACAGAGAAAGCUGCUCGUCGUCGAGUAUCGCGUCAGUCUGAGGGCGAGUUACCUCAGGCAUAUUAUGAAUCCGAUAUACCCAAUCCGGAGAAAUUCGAACAACCUAACGAUUCCUAUUUUGGUUACUCAGUAAGUUCGGGUUAUUUUGAUAGCAACGAUAAAGAAAAACUCUUGUACGUAGCUACAGCGCCUCAAGCUAACGAGCAAUCAGGGGAGGCGUAUAUUUUUGAUUUAGCUAGUGGUGGAACUAUAAGCAAAAGCUAUGUGUUUCGAGGUAAACAAUUUGGUGAGUAUUUCGGUUAUGCAGUUUUGGCAGAAGACUUGAAUAAUGAUGGCCUAACGGAUGUUAUUAUUUCGGCACCUCAGUACAGCGUGACGGGUUCAUUUGACGAGGGCGCCAUAUAUGUUUUUCUAAAUCAAGGCAGAUUUAAUUUCGAACGCAAACUCUUGGUGUCACCGAUACGGGGCAAAGUACGCUUUGGAACAACUUUAACACGACUGGGCGAUAUCAAUCAUGACGGCUAUAAUGAUAUUGCCGUCGGAGCUCCAUUCGCUGGAAAUGGCUCCGUAUUUAUAUAUUUGGGCAGCGAACGAGGCUUGCGGGAACAAACGAGUCAACGUUUAAAAUCGCCAUUACGCUCAGAGUCAAUUUAUGGAUUGCAUAUGUUCGGCCAUGGCUUAUCAAAAGGCUCAGAUAUUGACAAUAACGGCUUUAAUGAUUUAGCGAUAGGUGCUCCAAAUGCUGAAACGGUCUUCCUUUAUCGUGCAUACCCAGUAGUCCAAAUUCAUGCCACUAUCAAUUCGCAGACACGUGAAAUUAAACCAGAACAGACUAGUUUUCCAGUGACAAUAUGUUACGGUAUCUCUACAACAUCUUCUAGAAUCGUAUCCCAGGAUUUAGCGUUACGCGUUGCUGUCGACCCUCAGGUGAAACGUGUAAAACUUGUGUCCACCGGCACCAAUGAGCUGACAUUCAACGCUUCGGCUGGUUUACAAAUGCAGUGUCGCGUUUUGGAAUGCGAUGUACGGUUUAGCGUGGCUGAUAUUUUUAAACCGAUAGAACUAGAAAUUCAUUAUGAGCUUAUUAAUGGCAUACCGGAUUCGGAAGUAUUUUGUGAGAUAUGUGCUGCUGUGGAUCCAGCAGAACCUAAGCUUUAUAGACAGAAAAUUAUCUUUAGUACAGGUUGUGCUUCCGAAAUUUGCAUCGCCGAUUUGCAAGUAAUGAGUACAGGGCUUGAUCAUACAUAUAUCUUGGGUAGCAGCCGAACGUUUACUGUUACAUACGAGAUUGUUAACAAGGGCGAAACGGCUUACUUACCUCAAAUCAAUAUUACGUCUUCCAAUCGUAUGCCAUUCGCGAAAGUACCUUCAAAUUGUAAAGCUUCCACCGAUGCGGUAAUGUUAUGCGAUCUUAAUCGCGGCCAACCGAUGGCCAAAGGAGCGAAAGAUAGUCUUAAAGUGAUUUAUGAUGUCACCGGCAUUUCCGGUAACGCUUUAAUUUUGACAGCAGAAGUGUUCAGCACUGGCAAAGAACUUGCCAGUAGCGACAAUAUCGUUCGAGAGGUUAUAACUCUAACUGAAUUCACUGAAAUUGACGCAAUUGGAGCACCUAAAACACCACACAUUAAUUUAGAGAAGAUUACCGACACUGCUGAAGUUAUUAAUAUUUACGAGAUCAAAAGCAAUGGACCCAGUAAUGUUGGAGCAAUGGAAUUGAAGUUUGAUAUACCCGUUGCAUACAGAAUACUAGGGGCUACCGCAACUAUACCCAUCAUCGAUAUGAGCAAUAUUACUAUGCAAGCUACUUACGAUUCACAACUGGUGGGCAUCGAUUUUUAUCAAAACACUACCCAGAUCCUUAUGAAUAGCAUCGAAACAAUUUCAAGAGGCCAUCUUGCUGCUUCUGCUAGCGAUUUCAAUAUACUAGACCGUGGUGUGGAUUUUGACUCGAUGAAAAUGGAUGAUAACAAGGAUGGCACCUUAGAUGACUUAAUUUUGGCUGCCUCCUUAACCAGUCGGCGGCAAAGACGUGAAGUGACUGCUUAUACCGCAAGUAAAGAGCAAUAUGCUCGUAUUGCUCAAUUCAAGGCGUAUGACAUGCUGAGUGACGACUUAAAAGGAACGCUGCCCGUUAAUCGUACCAUCAUUUUUAAUUGCAAUGAUUCUGAAACAACUAUUUGUGUGCGGGCAGUGAUGCAUGUUUAUGAUUUUAAGCCCGAUAAACCGCUCACCGUUAUCAUGAAAUACAAUGUCGAUCUCAAUGAAGUCAAUCAAAUUUUAAUUGAACCUUGGGAAUUUUUCGUUAUACUCAUUGGAUUGGAUGUAACGAAAUCAAAUGAUCCAUUGGGCAAAACAUUGGCUAUUAAUAAGAAAAUUGAAUUCAAUAUCAUUUCAAAGCAUCAACUCUAUGUUACACCAAUUUGGGUAAUUGUAUUAGCCGUUCUUGGAGGUUUGCUGGCAUUGGCGUUGAUUACCUAUGGCAUGUAUCGGGCUGGCUUUUUUAAACGUGCCACCAAAGAGGAAAUGGAUAAAUUGGUACAUCAAGCUCAAGUGUCAGGCGAUGGUGUUAACGAGACAUCCACUUUAAAUGCCGAGAGUAAUUGAACUGCAUUUACUUACCUAUUGUGACAAAUGUUAUGUAAUGCAUUUUAUAAGCGUGCCUCUAAUUGCUGUGAAUAGACCUCCUGCCGUUGUUUUUAUGAUAAAAGCAACUCUAUUAAUAUUAAUAGUAGUAAUAAUAAUAAUAAUAAUAAUUAUAAUAACAAUAAAAAUUAUUUUUACUCCAUGUUAACAUAGUAUAUGGCAAUGUCUGCAUGCAAGCACGUAGAUAGCUAUGAGUCAUUUUGUAAUUUGAUGUUUCUUUUUUUUUUUUUUUUUUUUUUUUUUUUUUUGCAGAUUUACUUAUCUACAUAUAUGCAAAAAAGCAAUAAUGAUACCAAAUGUUACUAUUAUUUUUUUUUUUAUUAUUGAAAUAUUAUUUUAAUUAGACAUUAAUG
Glossina fuscipes is the source of this 4438-nucleotide messenger RNA. RefSeq names its product integrin alpha-PS3-like. Gene Ontology annotation, cellular component: external side of plasma membrane; integrin complex. The record is from RefSeq and is a predicted model, not a curated record. The transcript has 10 exons. NCBI's taxonomy places the organism in Eukaryota, Metazoa, Arthropoda, Insecta, Diptera, Glossinidae. Gene Ontology annotation, molecular function: integrin binding. Gene Ontology annotation, biological process: cell-cell adhesion; integrin-mediated signaling pathway; cell adhesion mediated by integrin. Bases 693 to 4046 code for a protein of 1117 amino acids.